AUGUCUCAACAGUUUCAAAUAAACCCUAUCCUUCAGCAACUGGGCGAUGCGGACAGCGAUUUCAGGUUCAUGGCCUUGAACGACCUGUACUCGCUUGUCACUUCCAGCUCGAAUACUAUCCCUAGCGACUCUGGUUCCACCACUUCGCGUCUUAUCGAUGGAGUUGUAAAGGCUCUGGAUGAUACCAAUGGAGAAGUUCAGAACCUAGCUGUCAAAUGCCUUGCACCGCUAUCACUCAAAAUUAAAGAUUUGCAGCUCCGGGAUCUAUUUGGGAAACUCACCGAGCUCAUCAGCUCUUCAAACGACCCAUCUAUCCCAGCAACUGCUUUACGUCUGGUCAUUGCUUCUCUAUCAAGAUUCGGAGCGUCAGCAACCGCUGGUUCCAACACAGCCCUUCAAACUGCUCAGCAGUCUAUUCACCACGUCGUCAUCCCGAAGCUCUUAACAAUUCUUGCCCCCGGCGCUUCUUUUAAAAGUGGGCAGGGGGUCUCGAUUGACGUUGUUGAUAUUCUCAUUGAAGUCUUAAAAUCAUUCGGAGAUACCAUCGAUCCUAAUGACCUCGAAAAGCUCCAACCCGCGCUUUUGUCCCUGAUUGAGAAUGAGAAAGCUUCUUCGGUUGUCAAGAAGCGUGCGGUUACUGCUCUUGCGUCGUUGGGUAUCUACGCAUCUGAUACUUUGCUUAGCAAGACCGUUUCGCAUUUGAUCAUGGUCUUCAGAUCUUCCCACAUCUCUCCGAACAUGCAAAGACUACUGGUUUCGAUUGCCGGUGCGCUUUCUAGGUCCACGCCUAAGAGGUUUGGACCUUACUUGAAGACCUUGGCGCCAUUUGUUAUCGCUUUGGUUGAUGGUCAUGAUUUGGAGAGAGACGAUGAUGAUUCUGAGCCACAGACUGAACAGGAUGAAGUUCGAGAAGCGGCUUUGGCGGCGCUUGAGUCGUUUUUGGCACAUUGUCCUGUUGAGAUGAAGAAUUUCACCAGCGAGGUCAUCAAUGCAGGAUUGUUAUACCUGAAGUACGAUCCUAACUAUGUUGAAGAAGAAGAGGACGAGGAAAUGGGUGGUACUCAAGCCGAUGACGACGACGAAGAUGAUGCGGAUAAUCUCGAUGAUGAGGAGUUUGAAGAUGAAGGCGGAUUGAGUGACGACGAUGAUAUCUCGUGGAAGGUCCGACGAGGAGCCGCCAAGUUACUCAGCACUGUUAUCAGCACCAGAGCAGAAGAUCUGUUGAAGGAAACUUUGUACAGAGAGGUUGCUCCGUCGUUGGUUAAGCGUUUCUCGGAACGUGAGGAGAAUGUUCGUCUUGAAGUUUUGGCUACCGCUACCACACUCAUUCGCAAGACCAGAGAUUUGGCAUCCUCCGGCUCUGGCUCUUCAAAGAGGGCCGUGGCAGUCAAGAAGCGUAGAAGAGGCUCCGAUAUCAGUAUGUACGAGCAGGAGAAGUCUUCGAUGGCCCCACCAAACCAGCCGUCUGCCUCCCAUGCCCUCCAGAAGCUUUCGCCGCAAUUGGCCAAGUCUUCUGCUAAGUUAUUGAGGAAUCCAAGUUUGAAUACAAGGCAGACUACUGUCGACCUCUUGUCGGCUUUGAUCACUGCUCUACCAGACCCGAACGAUACCCUAAAGAUCGUCCUUCCCCCGGUUGUCAACAUUGUUGCUGCUAAUGACGGUGCGUCCGCCGCACCAGCGUCCGCCGCGGCUUCAGGGAGCGCUGCUGCUUCCUCCUCGUCACUUAGAAUCGAGGCUCUCAAAUUUUUGAGCAUCGCUUUUGUCGAAGGUGGCGAUGAAGCUCUUAAGCCUUCUCUCAACGAUAUCGUUAAGGCUGUCGCCGGUGCUGCAUUGGACAAAUUCUACAAGAUUUCAGGCCAGGCCCUUACGACUGCUUCGGAGCUCCUCUCCCUUCUCGCUCCUGAGAUCGCAGUUGAGGAUGUUUCCUCGUUCAAGACCCUCUAUGACUCUAUCGUGUCGAAAAUCCAGCAAAAUGACGCCGAUCUUGAAGUCAGAGAACGCGCUAUCGAGGCUAUGGGAAGCUUGCUUACAGUCACUAGUGGCACUGAAUACUUGGAUCAGGAAUCUAGAUCCCGUGCUUUCGUAUUGCUUCUCGAGCGUCUUCGAAAUGAAACUACUCGAUUGACUACUGUCCGCUCUAUCGAAAAAUUAGCACACGAAGCCCAAGCUAAUGACCUUUCAGCUGCUUGGAUUAAGGAUGUUAUUUCGGAGCUAGGUGCUCAAUUGAGGAAAUCAAACCGUGCACUCCGUGGCUCUAGCUUGGUGGCUCUUAGGGCAUUGGUUUUGAACCCAAAUGUCCAACCUACCUUAUCUCCUGAGACGGCAGAUGAGCUCGUUACAGUGUUGACGCCGUUGCUUUCGUCUAGCGACCUUCAUUUGUGCGGACCUACACUUCAGAUCUUGUCGGUUCUUGUCACUGGUGGAAUCGUGCUUAAGCCAGAGGUUAUCAGUGGUAUCUCCAGCCUUGGUCAGAAUCCUCUCACUGGUGGUCCGUUGGAAGCACUUUUGGGCUUGGUCCGUAGCGCCACCGCAAGGGGCCAGGGCAACGAUAUCCUUGGACAAUACUUGAACCUAGGUGUUAAUGGAAAUACGGUCGUCGUUGCCAAGGUCAUCGGCACUGUCCUAGCCACUGGGGCAGAUCAUAAACAAUCGCUCAAGGUUUCAUUGGGGAGCUUUGUGGAUGAGAUUCAGAACAGUACUGUCGAUAAGCAGAAGGCUUUGGCGCUUAUGGUGCUCGGAGAGGCUGCAUUGAACGGACAUGGAGAGUUCUCUUUGGGACCGGAUAUCUUUAUCAAACAGCUCAAGUCGAAGAGUGAAGAUGUUCCCUUAGCUGCGGCAACCGCUUUGGGGCUUGCUGGUGUGGGUAAUCCGCAGCAGUUUGUACCAGCUAUUAUCAAAGAGUUUGGGGCAAGCGUUUCCCCGAAGAACCAAUACUUGCUGUUGCAUUCGUACAAGGAGAUUCUUCAACAUUCAGUUCAAAAGCCGGAAAAUAUCAGCGAGUUUGGUAGUGAGAUUUGGAACCACUUGAUUACCGCGGCUAAACAUGAAGAGAGCAAGAGCAUUGCUGCUGAGUGUGUUGGAAGACUUGCUAUCAUUGAUCCAAGAGCUUAUAUCCCAGGGCUUCAACAACAAUUGGGUGAUCCGGACCCGGCUGUCCGAGGAGUCGUCAUAUCCGGUCUCCGUUAUACUUUGACGGAUACCACUGGUAGCUUCGACGCUUUCCUCCAGCCUGUUGUCACAGAACUCCUAGUUGCCAUGUUGAAUGAUCCCAACUUGGAUAACAGAAAGCUUGCAUUAACCACCCUCAACUCUGCAGCACAUAGCAAGGCCGGCUUGGUUAAGGCGAAUCUUUCGUCUUUGCUUCCGUUGGUUUACCAGGAGACCAUCAUCAAACCCGAGCUUAUUCGCGAGGUUCAGAUGGGUCCGUUCAAACACAAGGUUGACGAUGGUCUUGAGCUUCGAAAGACUGCGUACGAUACUUUGUUUACUAUCAUUGAGGCAGCCUACGCGCGUAUGAACCCAGUUCAGAUCUACGACCGCAUCAUUGCUGGUUUGGGAGACGAGCACGAAGUUCAGAUCAUUUGUAACUUAAUGCUUGGGAAAUUGGUGGUCAUUGGGAAGGAUGAUGUUAUCAAGCGUUUGGAUAGCAUCGCGGAGAAGUACAAGGUUACCCUAUCGAUCAAGGCGAAAGAGAAUGCAGUCAAGCAGGAGUUAGAGAAGAUGAGCGAGUUGAAUAGGUCGAUUUUGAGGACUACUUUGACGAUCCAGGCACAUGUUGGAGCUGGAGCGAAUCACGAACAAGGUUGGUUAGGGUUUUACGAAUGGGCGAAGCAGAAUCAUGGAAGCGAGUUGAGUAGUUUGGAGAAAGAGGAGGCGAAGGCGGCUAAGGGGGUUGGAAUCUAG
Molecule: messenger RNA, 3903 nt
Organism: Orbilia oligospora ATCC 24927
Lineage: Eukaryota; Fungi; Ascomycota; Orbiliomycetes; Orbiliales; Orbiliaceae
Exons: 4
Coding region: 1-3903 (1300 amino acids)
Biological process (GO): protein ubiquitination; SCF complex assembly
Cellular component (GO): nucleus
Source: RefSeq, a predicted model, not a curated record